Messenger RNA from Botrytis fragariae, 1242 nucleotides. Its product is annotated as putative slx8 protein. The transcript has 2 exons. The coding region runs from base 1 to 1242 and encodes 413 amino acids. Lineage: Eukaryota; Fungi; Ascomycota; Leotiomycetes; Helotiales; Sclerotiniaceae. The record is from RefSeq and is a predicted model, not a curated record.
AUGACCUCAGGCUAUCCAUAUCCACCCCAUUACCAUAACGACAACAACAGAAAUCCAAAUCCAAAUUCGGCAUCGACUCCCAACUCAAACUCACACAACCGUUCACUAUGGAACAACGAAUCUUUGGCUGGUAGAGGAGAGGAAAUCGAAUCUCUAACUUUGCCUCCAAUUAGUCGGCCAAAUCCCGAGACUAGAUUGGAGCUACCUGCAAUAUCAUCAUCACCACUUUUUGUAUCGGAUUCCCGUACGGGACAAACACAGCCAGAACAAUCCUCCCAUAGUCUCAAUUCAAGGAGCAAUGCAUCGGCAAUGAUACUUGGAGCCGUAUCCGCUUCUACCGCAACAGCAACAAAUUCAAAUUCAGAACCUAGUGAAAACAGUACAAAACGCCCUCGGAGCUCAUCUCCCCCCGAUCUUUUUUCUUUUGAUCCUUUCGACGAAACCAUCCGGUAUCGAUCACCACCUCCACUACCACCAUCAAACCAAAACUCACGACCAUCCUCACAACCAGGAAGAGGGUCUUCCUUUUAUGACGACGACGCAGAGGCCUUGACAAAUUUCGACUGGGAUACCUUUCUUUCGCAAGACAACGAAAACGACGAAGAGAUUGACGAUCCAUUUGCAUCGCCACCACAAAUGCCUAGUCGAGCUUCUGAUAGUUACGGUGUAGUUGAUCUUACUGAUUCAUCACCAGCUAUGGUUCCCCCACCAGAAAGACGCAGAGCUCUUAGCGGCACCAGUUUACGCCCAGCUACACUCACUAAACCAAAAUCCCCAAAACGACGAAAGUCAGGUCUCUCAAAGUCUACAUCUGCGAAACGUCGCAAGCUUUCACCAUCACCAACAAAACCCGAGGAAGACGUCGAAGUGGUUGAUCUCGCGGAGAAUUCAAAUUUAGAAGAGUAUGAAGCUGCAAAAGCGAAAAGACAAGAAGACUUGAUCAAACAACAAAACCAAGAUGAAGCAACGAAACCGGUCAAAUUGGUGGAGUUCCAGUGUAUCAUAUGUAUGGAUAAUCCGACGGAUCUGACGGUAACACAUUGUGGCCAUCUCUUCUGUUCUGAGUGUCUUCACUCAGCAUUACACGCAGGGAACAACGGCAGGAAAUCAUGCCCGGUUUGUCGAACUUCAAUUAGCACCACGAGCCUGCCCGGUCGAAAGCCACCUAAGAAUGGUACAUUUCCUAUAGCGAUCAAGUUAAUGACGGCGAACAAAAUGGGAAAGAAACCCAAGAGGAAUUGA